Messenger RNA from Knipowitschia caucasica, 1068 nucleotides. NCBI's taxonomy places the organism in Eukaryota, Metazoa, Chordata, Actinopteri, Gobiiformes, Gobiidae. The record is from the annotation of a GenBank genome assembly.
AUGGCACAUUGCCAAGAAGCACAGAAGAUUCAACCUGGAAAAAAAGCUAAGAUCAAAAACGUCAAAUCGACAAAACCUAAGGCCGCUGCUGCACGUGUCGCGUCGGCCCAGUCCCUCCUCACUCAGGUGGUGAGAAAAGGGAGGUUUCAAAGGGUCGGGGAGACGAUCACUGUGCGGACAGGGGACACUCUGGAGCUGAGGUGCAGAGGGAAACCUGUGCAGUGGACCGUCCCAUCUUACCUGGAGGAGGACCACGAGGGGAGACUCAAAACUGUUGAGCAUGAGAAGUAUGGAGUCCUGACCCUCGUCAACACCACAGGCGCAGACACAGGAGAGUUCACCUGUUUUCCACUGUUUUGUGAAGACACGGACUGCAGAAGAGAGUACAGCAAAGCAGCCAAAGUCUUUGUCUUCUUCCCAGAUCCCCAGGAGCUGUUUGUUCCCUCCUCUGAUUAUUAUGAAGUGGUUCAGCUCAGGACCAACUGGCCCACAGUGCUGCCCUGUCAGGUGACGUCACCUGAGGCCAAGGUAACACUGCACCGAGAGUACCCCCCAUCAGAAGUGCCAGUGGACGGGUCAGAGAUCUCAUUCGACGUCAAAAAAGGGUUCACAAUUCACCGCCCCAGGCCUCAUCACGCUGGAGAAGUUUAUUGUGUGGCCAGUCUGGGAAACUUGAGGCAAAGCUCCAUCAAAUACAUGCUCAUCUACGUCAACUACCCAAGGGCCGUGCCUGCUCCUGUGAUCCAGGCCUCAUCCAGCUCCUUGACUGCGGGGGACAAUCUGAGAGUUACCUGCUCCGUAAUGGGAGAACAGGACGUGGCCAUUGACAUCACAUGGGAUUACCCAGGGCAGCAGAUUGGGAGGCCUCAAUACACGCAGGACAGCGUGACUCCUGCAGGGGCAAACACGCAGCAGUCCCAGUCCGUUCUCCUGGUGGAUGAAGUGAGAGACGUGGACCAGGGCACUUACACCUGCACCGCGCACAACCUGCAAGGGUCCAAAUCUGCGUCAACCACUGUCAAAGUCACACCCAAAGCUUCUCCCAAACCCAAGGCAAAGAAACCGUAG